Dinoponera quadriceps is the source of this 3975-nucleotide messenger RNA. RefSeq names its product E3 ubiquitin-protein ligase Topors-like. Bases 955 to 3474 code for a protein of 839 amino acids. The record is from RefSeq and is a predicted model, not a curated record. The transcript has 9 exons. Gene Ontology annotation, biological process: protein polyubiquitination; protein monoubiquitination. Gene Ontology annotation, molecular function: ubiquitin protein ligase activity; metal ion binding. NCBI's taxonomy places the organism in Eukaryota, Metazoa, Arthropoda, Insecta, Hymenoptera, Formicidae.
UUGUGGAAUUUUCUAGAAAACUCAAGUACGAGAUCUGAAGAAUUCUUUGUGUGAAAUCGACGGCCAAUCGACGCGUCCGAUACUCUUCGCCGCACAACAAUGAAAUAUCGCCCCAAAGGUGUCGAUUUGCAAUUCUGUCCCGUCGACAGCUUGAAUCGCCCAUUACACACGCCAUAGCAGCUUUCGUCUCAUUUCGUAUCGUGCAGCGUUGUGAGUACGGAGUACGGAGAACGGUGUUCGUUUGCUCUCAACGAAGCUGUUCUUCGGAAGUGUUAACUCUGCGUUUGCUGAUCAUUUUGGUAUCAUCCUUAUGCUGAGAAGCCACAGAAAGUAAGGAAGCAACGUUUUCGGCCGAUAAUCAAACAUUGAGAUUUUUUUGGCAACUUUACAGGAAAUACGUCUGAACUGUUACUUGUAACGAUUAUCCCACGACAAGUUCAUAGUGGGAGAUCGUCGAAACAGUAUGGGAAGGACCCGUCGCUUUCCUGUUUGUGAUUUUUGCACCAAGAAAUAACAGGAAAGCUCCCACUCCAAGACUGAUAUAAUUGUCGUCGAUAUUUCUGUUGAUCUUUCUCACGUGUAAUAAUACGAUACCUAGGAUCAAUUUCUUUUCACACCUGCACCGAGUUACACCGUAGCUCAAACGAAGCCGACAUAUUUCUAAUACUUGAUGGAAGAGAGAAAAAAAUAAAGAUUACAAGUUAUAGUUCGGAAAAUACAAAAAGCAGAUCCUUAUGCUCCGAACGAAAUCAGGGCAUUUAAUAUAUUCCGUCAAUGUAAAUUCAAAUUUGGUCUAACAAUUAUUGCUUCAUUUGCAAGAGGCUUAAGAAGGUAGGAAAAAUAGAGGAAGAAGAAAAAUGGCGAGGAAACAUAUGGGAAAUACAAAGGAAAUUUCCUAUAUAAAUAUAUAUGUGGAAUGUCUUUAUGAGCUGACAAUUGUAAUCAACUAAUACAAUGGAAGGACCAUUAGAAGUGAAACAUUCUAUCGCGGGUACGGAAGAACGCAUAAAGUCGGAGACAUCUAUACAAAAUUCAGAUAGUAGCGAGCGAAACGACGGUGUGGCCUCGCCGCCUCCUAAUUGCAGCAUUUGUCUGGGGAAAUUAGUUAACAAGUCCUUUACGGACAGUUGCCUGCACCAAUUUUGUUUUACCUGCUUACUUAAGUGGUCCAAAAUAAAAACAGAAUGUCCGCUGUGUAAGCAAACCUUCAAAUCGAUCAUACACAACGUAAGAUCCGAGGAAGAUUAUGAUCAGUAUCAUGUACCUCCUGAAUUGGCACAAAUUCCUCAACCCCAUGGCAUGGCUACUUUGGAUGACUUGGAUGUUGGCAGAUGGGACGAUGUACCUCGACUUAUUUACAGAGCGAUGACCGGCCAUCAUCGACACCAUCAUGGGACAUUGUUAAAUCCGGAGCAGGUCGCUAGACGCGAACAGCUGCCCAGCUUGGCACCUCAAGUGACUAGAGAAGAACUUAGACGUAGACGCGAGAACCCUUUGGAAUACCGACGCACUGUAUAUAGACAUGGAAUGUGGGCUGUCCCAUUACCUGACAUAUUCGGUCGCUUUCGCGAAUGUAGCGCUGAAUAUUACAGGAGACACCCAAGGGAACUAGAACGUCUUGUACCGUGGUUGACCAGAGAACUCCAAGUGUUACUUGACUUCAGCACGCUCGUGACGUGCGUGUUGAAUAUAAUAAAGAACGUUUUAACGCAAUGCGACAUUAGAAGCUCGGAAUUCCACAGUGUCAUGCGACCCCACUUCAAUAUACACACGGAUCACUUCAUACACGAACUGUUGAACUUCGCCCAAUCCAAUUUCGACGUGAUCGGAUACGACCAGACCGUUGCUUACUUACCAUGUGUAGUCGGCGCGCUUUUCGCAGGUUUAGCAAACGAACUCGCGCCACGACCUUAUGUCCCACCGACAUCGCCUACGUCCAGUAGUAUUAGUAGUAACAGUAAUACCAGUCUUGCUACUGAUAACUCAGAUAUACGAAUACUGGAUGAAGCGAUCGACUUACGAGUGAACAACUUGAUGCCGAAUGUCCUACCAUUCCCUGCGAGUCAACCAGGACCCAGUACGGUAGGACAGCUGCUGCGCUCGUUAGAUCCGUCUUACGAAGUACCGGAACUUUUGGUUCUCUCGUCAAAUUCCUCUGAUACGGACGGCGACUGUGAGAUAAUCGGUUACGUAAAACCACGUCACGAAAGGACACCGGAAGUCAUCGAGUUGCUUUCGUCUGAUACCGAGCAAGCAGCUCCCCCCGUUCCAUCUAAUGAGAAUGCACCAUCGACCUCGGAAGAACAGUUUUCGGAGAAUUUUUCAUUGCCAAGUACGUCUUACGCUACUGUGGAACGAUUGCUCGACUCGUCAUCCUCAUCGACGACAAGUGUAGGUGAUAAUUCUGACAGCGAUUACAAUCCCAGACAAAAUAAACGAUCGAAUCACUCGAAAAAAGCGUCCGGUAGGAAGCUCUUCGGAAGAGUACAUAAAAAAUCUACCAAGUCCAGGAGCCAUAACAAGCGAUCUAGGAAUUCGUACAGUUCCGAGGAGAGUGAUUUUAAGAAGAGGGGCAGUGCGAAGGUCGCGAAAACUAGGAAGUACACUUCCAGUGAUUCCAGCUCGUCGGAAAAUUCGCUGGCGAAAUGCGACGAAAAACGAUCGACGAAGGAGAGAUACAGCGCCAAAGAACGGAUGAAGUUCACCGAUAAGGAAGGAGGAACCUAUCCGAACGUACAUUCGUUCGACGACGAUAGUAGUAGCACGGAGACCAAGUGUGUUAAACGGUAUAUAUUGAAAAGGAAACGUUCCUUCAGUUCAAGUGAUUACACAGUGAAGAGUGGGAGGAUAACGAGGAAGGAGAACAAAGAGAGAACUUCAACCCAGGGAAAACCGACGUCUAACAGUAAAGAUCGCAAGCGUAGUGAAAACAGACAAUCCAGAUCCAGAAGUACCAGCUUGUCCUCUAACGUCUCUGAAGAAAGUAAGGCGCUGAACUACAGCUACUACGAGUCACGAGACACGGGCGAGUACAGAAGUCAAGACGACAGUGCCUCGAUGAGCAAAGUUACACAGACAAGGAGGCAACCUGAGUCCAGAUCAAAAAGCAAACUAUGUUAUUCCUCGGAUUCGGGGGACGAUCGUUUGAGAUCGAGCAGCCAGUGUAGCAAUCGCUCCAACAAAUCCUACCCAUACUGGAGACGAUCGAAACACAAGGACAGAUACAAAGACAAGGACCGAAAUCGAUACAGUAGCAGAAUAUGCAGUUUAUCGCGAACGGGUUUGAGUCUGACUAUAAUGUCUACGAAGAACGAUGUGUAUCCGACUAAACAUUCCGACUGCGUGGAGAGCCACAAGUCAUCGCGCUCGGCUUAUAAGGAAUCGAAGCACAGAAAGUCCCAAAGCGAAAAGAAGUUGAGAUCAAAAAAGAGGAGGCGACGUCUACGAACUCUCUCUACUUCAGAGUCCGAAUAAUAUCACUUAUAUAUUAGCCCAUAUAUUGUAUAAUAAAUUUUGAUUUGAAGAUGUCAACGGUGUCUCAGAAAUUCAGCGUAAUGUGAGAGUUGAUAAUUUUUUAAGCGAUCAAGUUAAUUUCCUACAAAUUUGUAUCAUUUUUGUUCACAUAGUUCCAUCGUAAUAUUAAGUCUGUUCCGUAAAUACAGCCGUCAUAAAUUCGUGACACAAAUCACAUGAUGUUUUAUGCAUGUAUUUAUUAGAGUUACCUUUCUCAAAGAGGACGAACGUUUAUAUUUUAAUAUAUUCGCUUGCAGAAACAAUAUCAAUGGUAUUCAGAAAAUUAUGUUCUCAGAAGGAAAAUGUGACUAUUAUAUAAUAAAAUGUACGUUAGAAAUUUGGCGUAAAAUAUUGUCGUAAUAUGAUAUUUCGUGAAAAAAAAAAUGAUUACAAUAUAAUGCAGUGUGAAAGAUAGUAUAUAUUGUUAUACGCUACCUUUUACUGGGAUAUAAUUUUUUGACG